Molecule: messenger RNA, 2086 nt
Organism: Aquila chrysaetos chrysaetos
Lineage: Eukaryota; Metazoa; Chordata; Aves; Accipitriformes; Accipitridae
Gene: CA6
Product: carbonic anhydrase 6
Exons: 11
Coding region: 30-1727 (565 amino acids)
Molecular function (GO): zinc ion binding; carbonate dehydratase activity
Source: RefSeq, a predicted model, not a curated record
CCCAGUGCCUCACAAAACACCUGAAGAACAUGUGUCUGGGUCGCUGUGUAUGCACCACCCUCACCUACUCUAUCCGACAGUUCUGCAAGUGCCAGCCUGUUUAUGUUUUGAUCGUGGUAUUUUUAAGGAACGUUCAUUGGAAAGAUACAGCGAGAGACAUGUGGAUCACAGCUGUCUUGUUCCAGCUGCUCCUGGUGCAUCUGGGCUGCUCUCACCUACUGCACUGGACAUACAAAGAAGGAGAGCUGGAUGAAGAGCACUGGGGAAAGCACUUUGCAGACUGUGCUGGCAAACACCAAUCUCCAAUUGACAUCCAGAGGAAAAAAGUGAGGUACAACCCCCAGUUGCUGCAGCUGGAGCUGAGUGGUUAUGACGGGCCUUUGCAGGGGGAUUUCACAAUGACCAACAACGGUCACUCUGUUCAGAUUGAUUUGCCACCCACCAUGCACAUCUCCGGAGGGCUCCCAGGCCUCUACACAGCUGUACAGAUGCAUCUGCACUGGGGUGGCCUGGACCUGGAGACCAGCGGCUCUGAACACACCAUAGACGGGAUGAGAUACUUUGCAGAGCUGCACAUUGUCCAUUACAACUCAGCUGACUACUCAAGCUUUGAAGAAGCCAAAGACAAACCAAAUGGAUUGGCUGUGCUUGCCUUCUUGUAUGUGGAUGGGCACUUCGAGAAUACCUACUACAGUGAAUUCAUUUCCAAACUGGCAAAAAUCAGGUUUGCAGGUCAAUCAACAAAGCUCAUUUCUCUGGAUGUCCAAGCCAUGCUGCCAGAAAACCUCUCGCACUUCUACAGGUACCAGGGCUCACUAACAACCCCACCUUGCUUCGAGAGUGUGAUCUGGACCAUCUUUCAUUCUCCGAUUGUCCUAUCACACACGCAGAUCAGCCUCCUAGAGAACACCUUGCUGGACUGGCAAAACAGGACACUCCGCAACGACUACCGGCAUGCUCAGCCCCUCAACGGGCGGGUGGUGGAGUCCUCCUUCAAAGCCAAACUCACCCAAGAACAAUGCCAUGCAGAAGAAUUCAACCUCAGACUGGAACAAAUCCAGAUGCAGCUCCAAGACAUGAAGAGAGAGUUGCUGAAUGGAGUGAGCCACAUAGGUAUUAAAUCCAGCACAUUUCCAGCUUUCUACUUCCCUGUGGAAAACAUUGAGAGUUUUGUGAACGUUCAUCCCCUCCAUGAUAUGUCUUUCCAAGCCUUCACCUUAUGUUUCUGGACAAAAGCCCAGCAUGCUGGCAGUCAGACUGUUCUUUCCUACUCCACACAGGAGAGGGAUAACGAGAUAGUGAUAACCGUGGGCACAGAUGUGGGAUUGGGGAUAGGAGGCCAUUUCAUCAGCUUCCCCCUGUACCACAAGGAACAAGAUUGGCUGCACUACUGCAUGGCAUGGGCCUCCGAGUCUGGAAUGGCAAAUUUAUGGCUCAACGGAGCAGCUGGUAAAGCAAAGAGUAUCCAGAAGGGGUAUGUGACCCAGGCUGGAGGAACGCUUGUCCUUGGGAAAGACAGAGACACUCUUCUUGGGACGUUCUCCAAUGGUUUUGCAGGCUGGAUGACUCACGUGAACCUGUGGAGCCAAGUUCUCAGUCCUGCAGAUGUUCGGGCACUCGCACUGUGCAAACCAGGGCAACUGAAGGGAGAUAUCAUAGCAUGGGGAGAAACCUCCAUGACCCUCUUGGGUGGGGUGGUUCUGGAAUCUGACAGCAGCUGUCAGUGACCCCAACUUUUUUUUUCUUUUUUGUUUUUUUUCUUUUUUUAAGGCAGAAAAAUCCAAACUGCUUGCUGGGGAAACUGAGAAAAACUUAGAUUAUUUGCUUGUUUCUCCUCCUGCUUUGUAUAGGCUCGCUAUGCACCUGCUAGUGUUCCACGUCCUUUUAACAAGAGACCAAACAUCCAUCAGUGGGAUAGAGGCAAAGAACAGAGCAGAACUUGGCACAGUCCACUACCUUGCAUUGUCACAUCCCUCCCAGGAGUUUGAUUUAGCUCCCCAUACACAGAUCUUCCUAUGUGCCAAAGAACUGUCCUCUUUGGUCAAAGGAGCCACUUUCUCAAAUAAAAUCUCUCUCACAUCCUUCA